Molecule: messenger RNA, 1254 nt
Organism: Otolemur garnettii (small-eared galago)
Lineage: Eukaryota; Metazoa; Chordata; Mammalia; Primates; Galagidae
Gene: UCP3
Product: uncoupling protein 3
Exons: 7
Coding region: 184-1119 (311 amino acids)
Biological process (GO): response to cold; adaptive thermogenesis; mitochondrial transport
Cellular component (GO): mitochondrial membrane
Molecular function (GO): oxidative phosphorylation uncoupler activity
Source: RefSeq, a predicted model, not a curated record
AGGAGGGGCCCUCAGAUCCCUGCUGCCACCUCCUAGGAUAGAGUCCUACGGAGCCCCUAUGCUGCCCCUGCCCUGGCUGAACUCCCAGCCUCCCCACUGUACUGAAGCCCACAGCCACAAAGCAGCCUCCUCUCCCUAGACUCCUCUGGGCCCCAAAGGAACUAGGCAGAGCUUUUCAGAACCAUGGUUGGACUAAAGCCUACAGAAGUGCCUCCCACAACAGCCGUGAAGUUCCUGGGGGCAGGCACGGCAGCCUGUUUUGCUGACCUCCUCACCUUUCCACUGGACACAGCCAAGGUCCGCCUACAGAUCCAAGGGGAGAACCGGCCAGCCCAGGCAGCCCUGGGCGUGCAGUACCGUGGUGUGCUGGGCACCAUCCUGACCAUGGUGCGCACUGAGGGCCUCCGCAGCCCCUACAACGGGUUGGUCGCCGGCCUGCAGCGCCAAAUGAGCUUUGCCUCCAUCCGCAUCGGCCUCUAUGACUCUGUCAAGCAGUUCUAUACACCCAAAGGAGUGGAACACUCCAGCGUCACUACCCGGAUUUUGGCGGGUUGCACCACAGGGGCCAUGGCAGUAACCUGCGCCCAACCCACGGAUGUGGUGAAGAUCCGAUUUCAAGCCAGUGUGCACCUCGGGCCCAGGAGUGACAGGAAAUAUGGUGGAACUAUGGAUGCCUACAGAACCAUCGCCAGGGAGGAGGGGCUCAGGGGCCUGUGGAAAGGAACUUUCCCCAACAUCACAAGGAAUGCCAUUGUCAACUGUGCUGAGAUGGUGACCUACGACAUCAUCAAGGAGAAGCUGCUGGACUAUCGCCUAUUCACAGACAACUUCCCCUGCCACUUUGUCUCUGCCUUUGGAGCUGGCUUCUGUGCCACAUUGGUGGCCUCCCCAGUGGAUGUGGUGAAGACCCGGUAUAUGAACUCCCCACCAGGCCAGUACCUCAGCCCCCUGGACUGUAUGCUAAAGUUGGUAGCCCAGGAGGGCCCCACAGCCUUCUAUAAGGGAUUUACACCCUCCUUCUUGCGUUUGGGAUCCUGGAAUGUGAUGAUGUUCGUAACCUAUGAGCAGCUGAAACGGGCCUUGAUGAAAGUCCAGAUUUUACGAGAAUCUCCUUUUUGAACAAGAUAAGAAAGCAACUGGUACUUAACUUGCUUGAAACCAGUUAAGAAUGGAAUAGAACAGUGGAUCCACCUACAUGUGGACACAGACUACACAUGUUUACAGAACUGUUUACUUGUUGCUGAUUCAGGAAAC